AAAUUGGCAGGGAGGUAGUUUAGAGCCAGGAGAAGGACAUAGGAUACUUUUUAUUUUUUUAUGUUAAAAGUCAAUACAAUUCAUAAAUAAAAAAAAUUAUAUUUCAAAUCAUAAUCAUGUGUUCAAAAUUCAUAUUAGAAUCAUUUGAAUAUUUUAUUACUUCAAAAAAGAAAAAAUAAUAAUAAUAUUAAUAUUGAAGUGAAGUUUAAUUAAUAAUGCCGCGACCAAGAUGAUCGAAUCUUUCCCGACAAAGCCGUGAUGCAAGAAGAAUACGAAAUACUGAAAAUGAAAGGACUGAAGAAGAACAAGAAAUUGCACGUGAACAGCGCCGCGAUAGUAUGGCUCGAAUUCGUGCUUCUCAAUCACGAGAGCAAAGUGAAGCAGCCCGUGUAACAGCUCGGUUGGCAAUGCAGAAUCGUCGAGCGAACAACAGAGGUCAACAAAUAGAUAAUUUGCGACGCAGAACAAGAUAUUUAUGUGCUGAUUUGAAUCGAGCAGCGUUUCAAUACGAUUGCAGCAAUGAUUACAGCUUGCAUCCUAGCGUUUGCAUUGGGCAAAUGGACGUAGUUUGCGAGUAUUGUGGUGCAUUAAAGUUUUCCGGAGAAACGCCUGGAUUAUGCUGCCUUAAUGGUAAAGUGAAAUUGUCAUUCUUGACUCCGCCACCUGAGCCAUUGUAUUCAUUGCUUUGUGGCGAAACACAAGAAUCACGCCACUUUCUUGCAAAUACUCAAAAAUACAAUGGUUGUUUCCAGAUGACGUCAUUUGGGGCAGAUAUUAUCGAAGAACGAGGGUUUAAUCCGACAUUUAAGAUACAAGGACAGAUUCAUCAUCGAAUUGGAUCAAUUCAUUGGAAAAGAUAAAAUAAUCUUCUACACCAUCUUGGUUGUGAAAUUUAACGCUUGUCGGAAAUUCAUUCGGAGAGUCACGUCACGGAAAAGUAAAAAAGAUCUAAUCACCAUUAUUAGUAUCAAUUAGUAUGUUGAUUUAAUAUAUAAAAUACAUUUAAAAAUAUUUGCAAUUUAUUGAAUAACACAUAAAAUUAUUGUCCACAAUAUCAGAUAAUUUUGUAACGUCUAAUAAUUUAUCGUUGGUUAACAUCUCUAAUUUACUUGUUUUUAACAGAAGCCUGCUUCAAUUUUUAGACUCCCAUUUCAUAUAUGUAUAGUACCUCAAAAGCUAUAAAAUUGAAUACAUCGCUUAUUUCUUGCACUUUCACAUGAAAGCCUUUUAAGCUCAAGCAAACUUUCAAAAAAAAUUCGAGAUAGAGCUUUGAGUUAAAAAGCCUUAAACAAAUUUGCAGCUAGCACACAAAAAUUUUUCAAAGCUAUUUUGAAAAGGAAAAAUCCAUUGGGUGUAAGCUACCUAUUAGCGCUUAUCAUAACGCAAUCGCUUACUAGUUGCAUUUUCACAUGCAAACUUUUAAGGUUUCGAAUUUGUAGGUUUUCACUAGACCUUUAAGACACAAAGUUAAAAACAUUGGUUCACAUUUACGGUCACUGACGUUUUUGUGGGAAUGAUCCCUUGGUUUACAUUUUAUGAGGUCAAUGCACAUUUUGUUUACAUAUAGUCAAGGCCACAACCUUGUCAACCAUCCAUAUUUAAGAAAAAAAAUUCGCAAAAAAAGUCUUUUUUA
Messenger RNA from Bactrocera oleae (olive fruit fly), 1633 nucleotides. The record is from RefSeq and is a predicted model, not a curated record. NCBI's taxonomy places the organism in Eukaryota, Metazoa, Arthropoda, Insecta, Diptera, Tephritidae.